CUGGGACAACACUUGCUCUCCCGAAGGUGGGGAUGAUCAAGGAAGAGCACGAGGUGGCAGUGCUGGGGGCACCCCAGAGCUCAGCUCCCGUGACGACCACCGUGAUCAACAUCCGCAGUGAGACCCCUGUGCCCGACCACAUCGUCUGGUCCCUGUUCAACACGCUCUUCACGUACUGGUGCUGCUGCCUGGGCUUUGUGGCAUUCGCCUACUCCGUGAAGUCUAGGGACCGGAAGAUGGUGGGCGACGUGACUGGGGCCCAGAGCUAUGCGUCCACCGCCAAGUGCCUGAACAUCUGUGCCCUGGUCUUGGGCCUCCUCUUGAUCACCACAUUCUCGAUUAUUUUUCGCCACUCGCUGACUAAUUUUGUCCCAAGCAUUUAAGCAAUCAUAAAGAGUUACGGAGACUACUAGUAGCUGCCCCAGGCCUGCAGCUGUUACCCCUUUUCACAGCAGUUUAUACACACAUCUG
Diceros bicornis minor is the source of this 471-nucleotide messenger RNA. Its product is annotated as interferon-induced transmembrane protein 3-like. The transcript has 2 exons. Gene Ontology annotation, biological process: response to interferon-alpha; negative regulation of viral genome replication; host-mediated suppression of symbiont invasion. The coding region runs from base 33 to 383 and encodes 116 amino acids. Lineage: Eukaryota; Metazoa; Chordata; Mammalia; Perissodactyla; Rhinocerotidae. The record is from RefSeq and is a predicted model, not a curated record. Gene Ontology annotation, cellular component: plasma membrane.